AUGGCUAGGCUAGAAGUUGGACUUGGCGGUCAGACAGGCCAGACAAUAUGCGAUGAGGCCAACAAGCAGUAUGGCCAUAAUCCCACGCUUACACUAGACGACUUCAAAUACGAGUACUAUUGUUACAACCGCGGGUGGAGUCAUCUAAAGGAGACGAUCAAAAUGUUCCAAGAGCUUGUCCAGCUCGGUGCAUACGAGCGGUGUGCACCGAUGCCAGGUGCUCUAGAGGCACUGACGAAACUUCAGGAGAGCCAUAGAUUGAUGAUUGUCACUGCCAGAAGUGAGGCGGACAGAGAAGUGAUACAAGCUUGGUUGGAUACGCAUACGCCAGGUAUAUUCGAAAAAGUGUAUUUCACAUCAACUUUCACCAAUCCUGAAGAUCCCGCAUCACUUUCAAAGACGACCAAAGCCGAAGUCAUACAGAAGAUCGGAGCUCAUGUGUUCGUAGAUGACUCUCCUUCAAAUAUUGUCGGAGCGCUCAGAGCGAACUCAUCCCUGAUGGGGCUCCUAUUUGGUGAAUAUACAUGGAAUCAGGCGGUGUGGUCGACAAUGUCCGGCGGACCUCCGAAGGGAGAAACGGAUAGUGAAGACAUACCUUAUGUGGACUGGACCGAUGAUCAAAUCAGGGAUAACGAGGCAAGGAGACAGGAGAAAAUCGAAGCGGAUUGGUUACCCAAUAACGCGGUGAGGGUCAAGGACUGGACGGCGGUGUUGAGUUGGGUCGAAGAGUGGGAGAAAACGAGGAGCGCAUUGUGA
This is a messenger RNA of Tremella mesenterica DSM 1558, 756 nucleotides long. RefSeq lists its product as uncharacterized. The transcript has 3 exons. The record is from RefSeq and is a predicted model, not a curated record. NCBI's taxonomy places the organism in Eukaryota, Fungi, Basidiomycota, Tremellomycetes, Tremellales, Tremellaceae. The coding region runs from base 1 to 756 and encodes 251 amino acids.